CAGGCUCUCCUCAACCAAAGAGUUGUAAGAAGGUUCAUUUUAUCAAGAACAUGAGACAACAUGACACACGUAAUGGCAGGAUAGUCUUAAUAAGUGUGCGAAGGGCCCUCUAUGGUAUGUUUUCCGUGGUGCCCUAUCAAGAAUUUAGCCAGCUGGGGGAUAUGAGACAUUUUCAUAGUGGCAUGGGGACCAGAGAUAGUGUCAUUGGGCUGGUGGGUGUGGAACUUGGUGCUGAAGGAAAGACAGUGUCCUACACUGAAAUGCUAUAUCCGACUAAUGCGUUAUGUGGCCACAUUUCUAACACGGCAUCCAGCACUUGUUCUCCAUGUUCUCAGAGCCCUGUCCGAGGUGUCCAUUCUCAAGGCAGCAGGGAUAAAGGAACUGAAGUCAGAGACCGUGUGGAUUAUGACCCUAAUCUCUUAGAUGAUCCCCAGUGGCCUUGUGGAAAACAUAAAUGUGUGCUUGUCUUCCACUCCUACAUGACCACAGUGAUAGAGUAUGUGAAGCCAUCCGACUUAAAGAGAGACAUGAAUGAAACCUUCAGUGAAAAGUUUCCACAUGUUCAGCUAACCCUCAGCAAAAUCAGAAGUCUGAAGAAAGAGAUCCGGAAGCUAGCCCAGGAGGACUGUGGGUAUGAGGAGCCCACAGUUGCCAUGGCUUUUGUUUACUUUGAGAAGCUAGCGCUGAAUGGUAAGAUUGAUAAGCAGAACCGAAAGCUGUGUGCCGGGGCCUGCAUCCUGCUUGCAGCUAAGAUUGGCAGUGAUCUCAGGAGACCUGAAGUCAAGAGUCUGAUUGAUAGGUUGGAGGAGAAAUUUCGGUUGAACCGGAAGGAUCUUCUGGCAUUUGAGUUCCCGGUGCUUGUAGCCUUGGAAUUUAAACUGCAUCUGCCCCAUCACGAAAUUCUACCACACUACAGACGCCUCCUGCUCACCUCUUACAACCAGAAGAUCCAGUAAACCUCAAGGCUUGGAAGAGGAGUUCACCUGUUUUCAUCCAGUGUACCUGCAGCUGUACUGUGAAUCAAAAGACCCAAGCACUGGCAUGUUGGAAGAAGCUGUAAUUUCCAGUUUACACAAAUUUGAAACCUUGAAACUUGUCACUUUGCAUUGGAGAAUCCCAGAUCAUAUUUAUUCAAUAUUCAUUUAUUGCAUGUUAUUGCAUGAUUAUUUUUUAUAGUAAUGUUUUA
Pygocentrus nattereri (red-bellied piranha) is the source of this 1186-nucleotide messenger RNA. Its product is annotated as CDK5 and ABL1 enzyme substrate 1-like. Bases 51 to 956 code for a protein of 301 amino acids. The record is from RefSeq and is a predicted model, not a curated record. Gene Ontology annotation, biological process: regulation of cell cycle; nervous system development. NCBI's taxonomy places the organism in Eukaryota, Metazoa, Chordata, Actinopteri, Characiformes, Serrasalmidae. The transcript is spliced from 9 exons. Gene Ontology annotation, cellular component: cytosol.